AUGCUGUACUCGCCGCCCACGAUUCUGCUUAUGGUGCCGGAUUCGCAGCCCAGCUCUGCCCGGAACCGUGCCAAUUCCAACCCGUUGGCGCCCUUCCAGCCUGGUUCCAUAGAGAUUCCCCGGAAUGAUUUGCGUCCACUAGAAAACCUGUUGUUUGGUCUCUCUCCUUCACCUGAUCCACACGCUAUGGCAGCCAACCACCCCAACGGUCUUGCGAGCGCACCUAUUGGCGAAAACACACUGGCGCUGCUGCUGUUUCUUGGUCCCACGCCCAACCGCAUGCGCUCGGGCUCUUUGUUUCUGACCCACUCCAUCUGGAAUGACGAUGUGCUUUCACAACACCUGCUGCACGCCCUGGGCUCUUUGGAUGUUUUUGCACCCGAACCUGCUGCAGGCGGCCCUUUCGGGCUCCCGACACGUAACCGUUCUCAUACUACAUCCGGUGUGGGUAGUGUGGGCGGCGUAGGGUCUAUGCACAACGACCGCAUGGCCAUAUCACCGUUUUUGGCGCCUGUGUCCCACGACCCGUCCCUGUCGUUGCUUCUUGACAACCUCGUGCUGAAUCUUGAAGUUCUGGGACAUACUCGCAGCCGGGCUCAAACAUAUUCGGGUGUCACACCUAGCAUCCCGGAAGUGCCGCUUUCGCACACCGAGAACGGCACCACCAAACAAAUGAGCGCAGCCCAUCCUUAUGGCAUGUCUGGCCACCAGCAUGAAUUUCAGGCCAAUAUAAAGAAACCUGACGGACUUACAGACGCCAAUGCCGACUUCAGAUUACCACCAAUGAACGAAUGCCGCCCUGUGCUACUUAAUGAUCUUAAUGUGGCAGAUGUCGUCGUGUGCAAUGGCUUUGAAAAACCCACUCAAACUCUUCUAUUCAAUAACUUGCCGCCCUUCAUGGAUGCAGCCAGUUUACACCAAUUGCUUUGUGGAACAGCAGGCAUGGCGGGCCGCGGGAUUAUAGCUAUCCACGUGGGCUCUACCAGUGCUACUCGCAUGGCUGUGGUGGAUUGUAUAUCCAUAGACGUCGCCAUGGCUUUGAGAGCCCGUUACGAUCAUGUGGAGCUUCUUCCAUCGUUUGUGUUGCAAGUGGCAUUCGCCAGAAUGAUGAAAAAAGAACUGUCGCAUAGCUCGCCAGGCUCGAUUCAACCAUCUUUAGGCUCUAUGCAAUCAUCGGGCGGUUUAAUGAGCUACUCCUCCGGCAGUUCUGUACCCACUCCAAGCACAGGCAGUCUGAAACAGAGCACAACCACCAAAAUAUCGAGUAUGAGAUCUCAAGGAAGUGAGAAGGAUUUUUCUUCACCUAUAAGCGUUGCGCUGAUGGAAGAAGUGUUAGUGAAAACCGUUUCCUGUUUGUCAUCUCUGACUGUUGACUUGAAAAAAGUCCGCUCGCUCAUCCGCAACACAUCUAAGUUUCCUAAAUCACUGUACAAAACCAGCUACAGUGCAUUACCAGACCCUGUGGCUAUUCGUCAAUUCGAUUCUCCAAAGCUAAGAGAGCUUCGUAAGAUUCUUGAGAAUAACGAGAAGGAGUUGGCAAGCGGUUCCAGCUCCUCGCUGUCGGAUCAGGAAGAUCUCAAAGCGUUGACGCAGUUUGAGUUAGAGGAGCUUUGUGUUGCCAUGUUGGACGAAUUGCCAGAGUUAUGUUAUGACCACAUUGGUAAUACUGUGGUGCAAAAGCUUUUCACAGUCGUCGAGUCUCCAUUGAUCAAGCUUAUGAUGGUUAAGGAAAUUGCACCAUACUUGACGCAGUUGGGCAUUCAUAAGAAUGGAACUUGGGCAAUUCAGAAGAUCAUCAAUUUGUGCCAAGACGAUUAUCAACAAAAGGUUAUCAUUGCGAGAAGUUUGAAGCCGUACUCUGUGAAGUUGUUCAAUGACCAAUUCGGUAACUAUGUCUUGCAAUGUUGCCUCAAAUUCGGUUCUCCAUUCAAUGACUUUAUUUUCCAAACCAUGAUAGACAACUUCCUUGAAAUCAGUUCUGGUAGAUUUGGAGCUCGUUGCAUCAGAACAAUUUUAGAGACUGCUAAUGAUCCUAAGUUUUCUAAUAAGAUGGCAGUAUCUAGCGAGCAAUUAUUUUUAGUGGCAAGCUUGAUUGUCGAGUACGCUAAUGAUUUGGUUUUAAACAAUAAUGGCUCGUUGUUAAUAACGUGGUUCCUUGACACAUUCAAUGGUUGCAGAGGAAUGGAAAACGACUCACGCUACAACUUGUUGUGUAACAAGUUUUUGCCGCACUUGGACAAGUUGUGUACUCAUAAGUUGGCUAACUUGACCAUCUUGAAAAUCUUGAAUAAUCGAGUUGAUUUGCAAGCCAAACAAACAAUUAUGGACGCUAUCUUCGGUCCAUUUCGUGAAUACGAUUUGAAUGACUAUGGGGUGGAACCUGCUUCUGGCCUAUUGGAAAGCAUUUUGGCUGAGAAUCAAGAACACAAUGCUGGUCCUUUGUUCAUUUUCAAGAUCUUAUCAAGCCCUACACUCUCUACCUUUGGCGAAUCCUCAUCUAGGUAUCAACAAUUUGUUGUGAACCAAGUGAAACGCAUUAUCAUGGAAAUGAAGAUAGUUAACCUUCAUCCUUACAAAAAAUUGAUAGAUGAGAUUGGCCUUUCUGUCAACAGAUUAAACAGAAGCUCAUCUGUGGGCAGAAAAAGCAAACGGGGAACAGGUAGAGGUGGCUCUAAGAGUUCUCCUCGCAAUCAAGGAAUUCCAUCGCAGAUCCAGCCUCAACUUGCGCAAUCUUCGAUGUUGCCACCACCAAUGGGUUACUUGCCCAAAAAAACCAUGAACUACAAUCCGUAUGCUCCGAUGCCAAGCCAGGAUUUUGUAGGCAAUGGGAAUAUGAUAGAACCAGAUAUGCGGGCUUCCUACUUUGAUCAGCAUUCACAAAGCUUCCAGCAAGAUAUGACGGUCAUGCAACAACUUGAACAGUUAUCAUUGAGCUCUGCCGCUUUAGGAUACGCAUCAAACCCGGGAACCCCACAUCCAUCCAAUCAAAAAAGUCUGUUCUUUUGA
Messenger RNA from Clavispora lusitaniae ATCC 42720, 3006 nucleotides. RefSeq names its product Pumilio-family RNA binding repeat protein. The record is from RefSeq and is a predicted model, not a curated record. Lineage: Eukaryota; Fungi; Ascomycota; Pichiomycetes; Serinales; Metschnikowiaceae. Gene Ontology annotation, molecular function: RNA binding. Gene Ontology annotation, biological process: nuclear-transcribed mRNA catabolic process, deadenylation-dependent decay.